This is a messenger RNA of Kwoniella shivajii, 4701 nucleotides long. RefSeq lists its product as uncharacterized. Gene Ontology annotation, molecular function: lipid binding. Bases 1 to 4701 code for a protein of 1566 amino acids. NCBI's taxonomy places the organism in Eukaryota, Fungi, Basidiomycota, Tremellomycetes, Tremellales, Cryptococcaceae. The transcript has 23 exons. The record is from RefSeq and is a predicted model, not a curated record.
AUGGCAGAUAUCAUAUCGAUAGAUCAUGCUACUCCUCACAAGCACCGUAUCUGGGAACCAGAUCCUGCAGGUCCAGGAGGGAUGACUAAUGAUGUCAAAACUGCUGUUAGCCAAAUGGCUGCGAAAGAUGAACAUAACGGUGCUCACGUUCACACAUUCGACCCAGACGCUACUCCAGAACAAAAAGCAGCUGCAAAAGCAGACGCGAAAGCUGCUUUAGGUCUACCUAGUUCAAGUACGAUAAAAGCUACUUUAGGUCAAGUUGGAAGUUAUGUCCCUGGAGCAACGAAAAAAGAAAAUCUGGACUUAGGACCCAGAGCUGUUACGCUCGACACUUCAACCAGUACAUCAGCUCCUCUACCUACAGUGUCACUUGCAGACGUAGAUAAAGCUUCUAAAGCGGAAGGACAAGGUGCUGGUGACGAAAAUAUACCUGGAGCAAUUCCAGUAGGCGCUGCACCACCUGUUCCUACUUGGGUCAAAACAGGAUGGAGACAGGUAGCAGAUCUAGGUAAAGACGAUAAAACUGCCGAGGAAGCGAGCAUACUUGCUCAUUAUGUAUCCGAAAACAUGUAUGGAGCUUGGUUUCAUAAUGCUGGAAUAAUUAUAUUCGCAAUUCUUACUACCCGUUUCUUCACUGUCUUUCAACUUGGGUGGGGAUGGAUAGUAGUCCUCCUCGCAUUCUGCUCUUCAUACUAUUCCUUAUCCAUCUCAAGGACAAGACAAAGAGCGAGAGAUGAUAUUCAAAGGGAAUUGGUCAAAACUAGAUUAGUGACAGAAACGGAAAGUGCUGAAUGGAUGAACAGCUUCUUAGAAAGGUUCUGGUUGAUUUACGAACCAGUUCUCAGUCAGACUAUCAUCGCUAGUACAGAUGCCGCUCUUGCCGGUGUAGCUCCAGCUGGAGUCGAGAGUAUUAGGUUAACAACUUUCACUCUUGGUACAAAAGCACCACGUAUUGACUAUGUUCGGACUUUUCCAAAGACCCCCGAGGAUAUCGUCAUUAUGGAUUGGGCUCUUUCGUUCACCCCCAAUGAUCUUCAAGAUGUUACCCCGCGCCAGGCUGCCAAGCGGGUCAACCCAAAGAUUGUUCUUACUAUUCGUGUAGGUAAAGGUGCGGUAUCAAAGGGUAUUCCCAUUCUACUCGAAGACAUGAGCUUUACUGGUAAAAUGAGAGUUAAACUCAAGCUCAUGACUAAUUUCCCUCAUGUACAAACUGUCGACAUGUCCUUCAUCGAGAAACCUACUUUCGAUUACGUGCUCAAACCUCUUGGUGGUGACACAUUCGGGUUUGACAUCAACAAUAUCCCAGGUCUGGCACCUUUCAUCAGAGAACAAGUCCACGCCAAUCUCGGUCCAAUGAUGUAUGAUCCUAAUGUCUUCACGAUUGAUCUGCAACAACUCUUAUCUGGAACUCCCCUCGAUGCCGCCAUCGGUGUAUUGCGAAUUACUAUUCUCGAUGCCAGGGGCCUCAAAGCCACCAAAUUCGGUGGAGGUGAACCGGAUCCUUACGUUGCUGUUGCACUUGGUGCUAAACCCUCUAUCACCCAUACCAAAACGAUUCCUUCGACCUCCAAUCCAACCUGGCAUGAUACACAAUUUCUUCUUAUCAAUUCUCUUGCAGAUGUACUCAACUUCAAUAUCUUUGACUACAACGAACAUCGACCUGACAGUCUCUUGGGUACUGUCUCUCACGAGCUAGGUACUCUGUCAGACGAUGCUGAACAAGAAGGCAACGUCGGCAAAAUUCUUGGAGGUGGUAAAGACCGUGGCGAAUUGCGAUAUGACUUAUCCUACUUUCCUGUCCUCAAGCCUGAGAAGAAUCCGGAUGGCACCCUGGAACCUCUCCCUGAAACACACACAGGUAUCGUUCGACUUACUCUUCAUCAAGCGAAAGAUCUCGAUAUAUCUAGAAAGUUUGGUGACCUCAAUCCAUUCGCAAAGGUUUACCUUGGAAAUGCUAGAAACGAAGUGCACAAGACGAAUAUUGUCAAACAUGCCAAUCAACCCAUUUGGGAAUCAUCUUGCGAAUUCUUAGUUUCCGAGAAGAACAACAGUGUGAUCACGAUCAAGGUUGUCGAUUCCAAGGACUUUGCCACUGAUCCAGACUUGGGUAAAGUUACUGUCAAGCUUACCGAUUUACUGGAAGCUCGAGCCAGACAACAAGAUUGGUUCCCUCUCAAGGGCAGUCGAGCUGGAAAGAUCCGCUUGACGGCAGAGUGGAAACCUGUAGCUAUGACCGGUUCAGUAGCUGGUGCUGCAGCAUACGUCCCUCCGAUUGGUAUAUUACGACUUUGGUUGAAGAAGGCUGUUGACGUCAAGAACGUCGAAGCUGCCCUUGGUGGUAAAUCAGAUCCAUACGUGCGAGUAAUGGGUAAUAACAGAGUUUUGGCAAGAACAGAAGUCAUGAAUAAUAACUUGAAUCCAGAAUGGGAUCAGAUCGUUUACGUACCAAUACAUAAUUUGAGAGAAAGCGUGAUACUUGAAGUGAUGGAUUAUCAGAAUAUCGGAAAAGAUAGAUCAUUGGGAUACGUCGAAAUCAAAUCAUCAGAGUUCGCAGAAACCGAUUCAGAAGAUAAUCAAUUCCCAUAUAAAUCAAAAGGUGUUUCAGAAAGAAGAGAUAAAAUCAAAUUGGAUAAAGCAAAUCACUUUAAAGGAGAAUUAAUUUAUCAAGUUGAUUUCAAGCCUGCUUUAUCAUUUAAAGGAGGUGUAAGCUUUGAAGCUCAAAAGAAUGAACUUGACUUAGCUGUGGAAGAGGCUUUAUUAAAUGAUAACAAUGAUGGAGGUAUAGAUGGUGAAAAUCAUUCUUUAUACACAAAUGGUGAUCAAUCUAUCAAUAGUCCCAUCAGCCCAACUGCAAUCUCAUCAAUUAAUGGAAAUGGAAAUGGAGAUCGAAGAACAUCAACGAUUGGACAUAAACCCUCUGGAUCUUUAAGUGGUAGGCCAUCAACCGUUGGACAUAGACCUUCUCAAAGUAUCGGAAACGCCUCUAUGGUUUCGGCUGUCACAGCCCAAACUACCUUGUCGGUAGCCGAUAGUAGAGCAUUAACUCCUGUUGAAGAUGCCGAAAAAGGUGUUGAGUUGAGUAUAGAAGAAAUCAUGGCUUCUCAAUCCGGUGUUCUAGUCUUCCAAGUUAUCUCUGGGCAACUCGCCAAGAAGGGUUCAUUGGAAGUGAUGUUUGAUGAUGGUUAUUGGCCCAGUUUUACUUCUGGUAAAGCCAGAAGUAAUCAUCCUACAUGGGAUCAAGUGGGAGAAGGCUUUAUCCGAGAGUUAGACUUCAGUCGUACUUGGUUACGAAUAAACGCUUCUGAUGAGAAUGAAGAUGAUAUAGUGGCAGAAUUCAAGUGUGAUACCAAGGACUUUUUGGAGCAAUGCAUUCGAGCUCCAGCCGACUUUGUGCUUUCACAACCCGAUGGAUCGAAUAGAACUAUCGUAAAACUAGCCGCUAGAUUCGUUCCUGUUGAUAUCACCCUUGAACCAAGAGAGAGUAUCAAUAACAUGGGUGUUCUACGAGUUCAUGUGAACAAUGCAAAGGGACUUCACGGUGCUGACAGAAGUGGAAAAAGUGAUCCUUACGUUAUCUUCACGCUAAAUGGUAUGAAAGUCUUCAAAUCUGAGACGAAGAAGAAAACUCUAUCACCCGUCUGGAAUGAACAGUUCGAAUGUAUGAUACCAUCUCGAGUAGCUGCCAAAUUCCGUUUCGAAAUCAUGGACUGGGACAGGGUCGGAAGCGCCACUCCCAUCGGUAGCGGUAUGAUCGAUUUAGCUGCCUUAGAGCCCUUUGAGCAGACUGAAUUGACCUUACCUGUUGUUUCGGAGAAACAUGGCGAGAAAGGUUCUUUGGAUGUCAAGGUCUUGUUCCAACCUGAGAUUAUUGCUCGAACUCGGAUGAAGACAUCAACCUUUUCACAAGCUGGAAGGGUAGUGACCCAAAUCGGAGGAGUACCCCUAGGAGUCGGCAAAGGCGUUGUACAUGGGGGAGGAGCUGUUAUAGGUGGUAAGAAAGACAAAUCAGGAAAAGAAGUCUUGGUUGAGCCUUCAACAGGGACAGAAUCUCCUUUACCUAUAAAUCAGGCAUCCGAACCCUCUGUCAUCGCUCCAGAAUUAGAAGGACCAUCACAAUCGCUGGGACUAACUCCAGGAUCGAAUUCAACUACAUUACCAAUAGGAGAAGGAAAUACACCCAAUGAGCCUAGCACUUUGUCAAUAACAGUUUUAGCCGCUAAAGAUAUCAAAGCCGGUACAAAACCUUAUGUCCAAAUCAAACUAGGAGGCAAAACCCACAAAACAGAUCAUGUGAAAGGAUCAAUGCCUGAAUGGGACGAAACUUUCAAUUACAACGUAGCUCCUGGUACCACUUCAUUCAACGUGACAGUCUAUGACCAUCACACACUAGGAAAGGAUUCUGAAUUGGGUACUGCUGAAAUUGAUAUAUUCAGUCAUGUUCAACCUGCCAUUCCAAAUGCGGAUGUAUGGGUUGAACUCGGUGAUGGGAAUGGAUCAUUACGAUUGAGAUUGGAUUGGAAUAAUUCGUCAAAUACCACAACUGGGAAAUUGAGGAAUAGAACCCCUAGUAUCUCGUCUACCAAAGUGAAUGACAGCCCCAGUAAAUUUAGCAUGAAAAGUUUGAAGAAGGGUAGUGGUAGCGGUAAUGCCAAUGGUAUUGCCAAUGGUAUUGGCAGUGUUGAUAAGUCUGAAGAUUGA